This is a messenger RNA of Ceratina calcarata, 5207 nucleotides long. RefSeq lists its product as uncharacterized. The record is from RefSeq and is a predicted model, not a curated record. Gene Ontology annotation, cellular component: nucleus. Gene Ontology annotation, molecular function: RNA polymerase II transcription regulatory region sequence-specific DNA binding; DNA-binding transcription factor activity, RNA polymerase II-specific. The transcript is spliced from 3 exons. NCBI's taxonomy places the organism in Eukaryota, Metazoa, Arthropoda, Insecta, Hymenoptera, Apidae. Bases 870 to 5078 code for a protein of 1402 amino acids. Gene Ontology annotation, biological process: regulation of transcription by RNA polymerase II.
GUUAACAAAAUUAUAUCUUUAAAUUAAUUGUUAAUUAUUGGGAGGGAAGCAGGGAUAUUAAUGAUCACGUUUGUAGUGCACCCUACAGUUGAAAAUGGAUAUUAAGUCUUGGGCAGUCUUGGGCCUUGGGACCAUUGGGACAUUGGGACGCAUACAUGUGUGACCGAACCGGAGUGCUCAGUGAGGAAAUAGAAAUAUAUAUUAGAAGUCUUGGAACUUGAAAUUUAUUAGAACCCAUAUAUGUGAGAAUCAGAGGUCAGAGAGGAUUUCCUCUCUGGUGAGAUUGAUAUCAGUCCCAUAUGGAAUUCGUGAGACUCAGAUCUCAGAUGAGCUUGGCGAUUUAGCUCCACGAUGGGACUCGUGGUGGGACCGAUGGGACCUUUUCAAUGACAAAUACACCAAUGAGAUAGCAAGGUUCACGCCAUCUAACAGGACGACAACAUAAUAACCUAAAUAUAAUACAGUUUCAAAUUUCUAACGAUACUUUCAAACAAAGAGUAAGUACAUAUUGUUAAAAUAUUUGUGGAGAGAUAAAAGCACAUACAGUUAAGUAAUUAUGUAUUAUAAGAAACGAUAUCGUAUUGAUUCGGAGAUCUACUCUUGAAAAUGAGAACAUCUGUUUUCAUAGUUUGUGUGAAAUUUCCUAUAUGAAUGAGAGAAGCGGACGAUUGCUGAAGUACGUCAAUCGAUUAUUUUUCAAACAAGAUGAAAAGCAUAUAAUAAACAAUAAAAUGAGAGAACAUGUUAAUAUAAGUUAAGUGAUCCAUUAAAACGUGUAUAUAUAGUUGUUUAACAAGUAAGAAGCUAGCAGCCUAUUAAAGAUUUCAUAAUACUAUUAAUACAGCACAAGCUGUUUCUUUGGCUUAAAGAUGUUAAGGAGCAAACGCAGUUAUAAAAGUGAUUCAGAUACUACUAAAUUACAUAGCAGAUCUCGGGCAAGAUCUGUUCCGAAGGAAACCUAUUCCAAAGAACAAAGGCAUGUUCCCAGUGUUCAUAAAGAGAACUGGGAUUACAACACAGCAUUGAAAUAUCCUUCGCGUGAAAGUAAAAGUAUGUCUACUGAUUUGAAAAAAAUGGAUUUAACUAAUUCUGUAGAAAAUGAGAGCAAGAUGAGUUCGACGUUGAAGAGGAAGAGUUGCGAGCUCGGAGAAAUUAUUCCAAAGAGAGCUUUAAAGUCUAUGGAUUUUAAAGAGAAAAAUAAUUGUCAGGAAAAUACAUCUAGUCCCUUGAGAAAUGUACGUAGAAGUAGUAGAAAGUCAACAUCGAAAUAUAGGACUAAAAUGCCAGGCGAAGUAGAAGCUGAUGAGGCAGAUAGUAUGUAUAAAAGUUUUAAUUCAGGUAGAUGCCGUUCUUGUCGUGGUAGAACGUUACGACAAAGAAAUGAAGAUCGGCCUGAGAUCAGGAUUGAAAAAGGAAAGCCUUUAGAAAAUGAAAUAAAAUUAAGAAAUCAGUUAAGGUGGUUCAUUCCAGACACCGAUAUUGGAAAAUCAACCAAUUCUGAAGAUGAGACCGACUGCAGAAUUCCUAUGAAAAUGAAAGAAAAAAAGGAGAACAGCUCUGUUACAACUGGUGAUACGAUGAGUCUGUUCGCAAAUAAUAAGACGCAACCGGUGGACGAUGUGCCUGUGAAUAUUACGAAGAGAAAACGCGGAAGACCUAGGAAAUCAAUUGAAAUUCAAUUGUUGAAUGAUAAGCGCAAGAGGCAUAAAAAACUGGAAGUGGUUCCUGUUUCAAUAAAGAAGAAGAAGAAGAAGAAGAAGAAACAAAGAUUAUCUCAUACGGUGCACAGUUACGAACAGUAUAUUAAGAAAACAGAGAAGAUGUCGUAUAUCACAAAAACCUUUUCUCAAAUUACCUUAGCGGAAUCGAGUGAAACUGGUAUUAAUAUGAAUCAAAAUGUAAUAUCUUAUAAAAAUGACAUAGAUACUAAUAAAGUAUCGGUGAUACCUUUAGUCAGGAUAGAAGACAUGCCUCUGUCUCAAUUGUCUAAAUUACUUCAACCGAUGGACACUCGAGAGAUUGACAAAACUUACUACGAAAAGAAGACGCAACAUUCCGCGUACGUGACUAGAACGACGAAAGUCGAACAAGGUGAGGGGAUAAACGUGUUGUACCACGAAUCGGUAUGCGAGAAACAACAAAUAAAUAUGAUAAAGAAAAUGGACACGAACGUAAAUCGUGAAACGAACAGAGUUAAUGCAUCUUCGAACCGUAAGAUAAUAGACAGUAUUAGAAUACUGAAAUUAGAUAACAACGGAUAUGACUCGCAGUUCACGAUAGAAGAUGUUCUACAAUUAUUUUUAAAGCUCCGGAAUUUAAAAUAUAGAUCAAUGCAGGAAUCUGAUUGUUCGAAGACUGUGCAUACAUGCGCAGCGAUGUGCAAUAACUGUAAAGAAGCCUUCGACCUGUUACACCACUUUUCAAGUAAAGUGAACUUGAAAAAUGAAACGCUGUCCGUUGAAUGUAUACCUUGCGAUCUACGAAUCAAUUUUCUGUCUCAUCUGCAAGAACAUGUGAUGAAUGUACAUUUGAAGUGCGAAGGUAAAGACAACAACAUCGAUUAUCCCGUUCACCUUAUCAAUUUCAAUGAAGAGUUAGACAAGAAAAACUUUAGAAUUAUUUCUGUAUGUUGUUGUUGCUCGAAGGUAUUUAAAAAACCGAAAUUGUUUAAAAAUCAUGUUAACAGUUAUCACACAUCUAAAAUUUUCAAAAAUUGCAAUAAUUACAAUGUCGAACAAAUGGUCGAAAACCCUCAAUUGUACGAGCUCUGUAAAAAUGUACAUACAUCUAAUGAAGACUACACCUUAAACCGUAGUCCGAUUUUCGAUAUUGCGAACAAUAUAAGCGGCAUUUAUAAUGAGCGACGAGAUAUUAAUCUUGUAAAUCACGAUUCGAUACAGAGUUGUAUUAACACGACACAAGUGAAUAUAACUAACAGCCUCUACUGUAACAAUUUGAACAGUGAAAGUACAUUAUUAGAGUGGACGAUGCAGGUGCGAGAAAAAAAUAUAAUAUUACAGGGAAAUAAUGAUUCGAAUCAUUCACGAGGUAAGAUCAGUGGAACGAUAGAGGCAGUACCGAUGAUCGAAGAACAAACUGCAAAUUUAAAUAUUUGUGAACCUCAGGCAAAAGUUGACAGCAUGCUCGUUUGUCAUCUUUGCUCGAAAUCGUACAAACGUAAAAGACAUUUAUUAAACCACAUAUCUUUGUACUGUAAGGCACGCACGAUACUCAACGAGCAAAGAGCAGAAGAUACAAGUAACAAUAGUACAACGAAAUUAGGAGAAGAUUCGGUUGCAUCGGACACAGGCAUUACGAAUCUUCACGAUGGAAUCACAAAUUCGGAAGAACCAAGUCAACCAGAAACACCGGAAGAUACGACAAUAGCUGAUAGAGAAGUCGACGAUGCUGGAAAUGAAAAUGUAGAAUGUGCUGCAAACGAAAACGAUGCCUCGAUGGAAAACGAUGCCUCGACGGAAAACGAUGUCUCGACGGAAAACGAUAAUUCCAAUCAAAUUUUGCAUAUAAAUCUCAUGGAAAAAUCAGAAGAACUAGCCUCGAAAAUACAACAGUCAUUUAAGUUCAAUAUUAGUAUCACGAAAAUUACCAAAGACCAAGAAGAGAUAGAAGAUGAAAAUGAGUUACCAGUUAGUCUUAUUGAGGACGAAGAGGAAACUACUUCUACGCAAGAAAAUGUUAGCAGUUCAAGCCAAUGGUGUUGCGACAUAUGCGGCGAACAAUUCGUUUCACGUGCGAUGUUCAUUGAUCACAUGUUUUUCUCACACGAUGUUGAAUUCGAGUAUUCAAAAUCAUUGAAUCAGCUAUCGGAACUGUUCUCCAGUGAUGAGAAGAACCAGUCUCCUAGACAUAACUGUAUACUCGAGAAGAAGAACGAUGUAGUGCCCAAGUUAAGGAAACGUAAUGGAUCGUUUAAGAGAGAUUCAACGGCGUGUCAGAUUUUCAAAAGGAGUAAGAAAUGGCGUUGCGGUGAAUGCAAAGAGAAUUUCGCCUUCCUGAGGAACUACCUGCGACACAAGUAUGAUUGUCACGAGGACGAGUCGGUAGUUCAUAUUUGUGACAAUUGUAACAGGAUACUUACUUCGGUAAAAAUGGUGAACACUCACGUGUGUAUGAAAGUUACUACAUGGGCAUGCAAACGAUGCAGUCUCUACUUCCCCAAUGGGAUAUCUUUAAUGCGUCACAACGAGCAUUCACAUUUUGAGAGCGUAGGUCCACAUGUCUGCGAGAUGUGUGGAUCAACUUUUCUUACAGAUCACAUGUUAAGAAAACAUAGGACUAAGCACGCGAACGAUGAUUCUAGUAAUAUGAGUCAACACCUUGCGUCGGAUGCAGGAGAUCAUUUACCUUCCACUUCAAAUGUUAGAGCACAAACGCCAGAUGAUGACACCACUUUUUCCCAUGAGAAUCCGGGACAGUCAGAGAUGUUAGAGGAAUUGAACAAAAUAUUUUCGAAAAUGUAUAUCACGUGUGACGUGAACGACAGUCAGGAAGUAAUAUAUAAAUGCAACAAUUGUAGCACGUUGCGUCCCACGGAGUCUGCGAUGACGGAGCAUUUGAUAGAGUGUUGUAAAUUAGAUAUAUGUCAAAUUUGUAACGACGUGAAACCUGGAUACAAAUUGACGGAACAUCUGAUUCACGAGCAUAUGGUCGCGGACUAUGCAUAUCUCCAGGAAAACGAUGUAGAAGGAACGGUUCAAAAUCCUGUAAACGAUACUAUAAACAUUCUCGGGUUGAAACGUUUGCUGUCUCUUUAUGAAUAUCAAAAAUUCGACGGUAAUAUAGAAUGCAUUGAAUGUGAGUUAUGUACAGAACAAUUUGCGAGUAGUCAGUUGUAUAAAGUUCAUUAUUUGAAGUAUCACGAUAAAAUAUGUUUGUUGUGUAACAUCGAGUUCGAUCAUAACGUUCAAGCGUUAGAGCAUAAAACAAAAAUUCAUAAAUCCUUUCACUUGUAUUUGUGGAUAGUACAAAUGUUACUAUUAGCUGUUUCACGCAUAGGACAUUAUGGAAAUACCAUUGAACAAGUGAUAUUAAAAUCUAGUGAAAUAAGAAUGUGUUAAAAGAUAGUGUGCAUCUUUCACAUUGUAUUUCGUGUAUUAAAAUAGACGUGUCAAGCAUUUUUACAAAUGCUAAUUUUAAUAGAUUAAGGUUCCUACUUUAAUUAAAACGAUGUGCGUAAUUGUAACAUA